AUGUCGGACGUAGAAGAGAACAACGCCCCCGAGGUGGCCGAGGAGGUCGAGGUUUCCGCCGAUGCCGGCUCCAAGGGCCAGAUGUCCGUUCUUGACGCCCUCAAGGGUGUCCUGAAGCUCGCCCUCAUGCACGACGGUCUUGCCCGCGGUCUCCGUGAGGCUUCCAAGGCCCUCGACCGCCGCCAGGCCCACAUGUGCGUCCUCAACGAGGCUUGCGAGGAGGAGGCCUACAAGAAGCUUGUCAUCGCUCUCUGCUCCGAGCACAAGAUCCCCCUGAUCAAGGUGCCCGACGGAAAGCAGCUCGGCGAGUGGGCUGGUCUUUGCGUGUUGGACCGUGAGGGUAACGCCCGCAAGGUCGUCAACUGCUCUUGCGUCGUCGUCAAGGACUGGGGUGAAGAGUCCCAGGAGCGCUCCAUCCUUCUCAACUACUUCCAGACCGAGCAGUAA
Messenger RNA from Colletotrichum fioriniae, 447 nucleotides. RefSeq names its product 40S ribosomal protein eS12 (gene RPS12). Gene Ontology annotation, cellular component: ribosome; cytosolic small ribosomal subunit. Gene Ontology annotation, biological process: translation. The record is from RefSeq and is a predicted model, not a curated record. Gene Ontology annotation, molecular function: structural constituent of ribosome. Lineage: Eukaryota; Fungi; Ascomycota; Sordariomycetes; Glomerellales; Glomerellaceae.